This is a messenger RNA of Anastrepha ludens (Mexican fruit fly), 2552 nucleotides long. RefSeq names its product islet cell autoantigen 1 (gene ICA69). Gene Ontology annotation, molecular function: protein domain specific binding. The transcript is spliced from 4 exons. Gene Ontology annotation, biological process: regulation of transport. Gene Ontology annotation, cellular component: Golgi apparatus. NCBI's taxonomy places the organism in Eukaryota, Metazoa, Arthropoda, Insecta, Diptera, Tephritidae. The record is from RefSeq and is a predicted model, not a curated record. The coding region runs from base 348 to 1583 and encodes 411 amino acids.
ACGCUUUUAACCGGAAAUCCAUAUUUGUUGCAUACUUUUGAGGCGCAGUCAUCUGAAUGAAAGCCAACAACUUCGAAAUUCAUUUCCGUCAGUUAAAUAAAAUAUAAUAAUUGCUUAUAUAAUGUAACGAAACAAAAAAAAAAAAAAAUAUUCAAAACAAAGAAAAAGAAAAGUCGUGAAUAUUAAUGCACUCGAAUAGUGCUUAAAAUAUGGUAUCACUCCAAAUUUUGACUUUAAUUUAUUUACGCGCAGGCGCCGUGCUAAUAAUUCCGUUUAAUGACAGAGCACCAGUAUAAUUUCACAUAGACGGCUAAAGUGAAUAUAUUUUUCCAAGAAGAUAAACUGCUAUGCUGCAUCAUCAAUUUUGGAUAACGAAAAAAACCGUGCAACGUAAACUUGGCACCAAGGAAGAUGAAUACAUUAUAUCCUCGGAUGCAGAUCUCGAUGCAAAAAUCGAGGUGUUCAAGUCAAUAGCAAAUACCAGCUUUGAAUUGGGAAAAAUCAUUGACCAGCUGCAGGAAAGAUUGUGCAUUUUGUCGCAGGAGGAAUGUGUGUUCGGACGUUUUCUCAAAGAAGUAGGAAAACGGAGCAAGACUACUGGUCAAAGUAUUACAAAUACGGGAAAGGCUGUUUCGUACAGUGGGCAACAGCGUAUGUGUGUGCGUGUACCAUUGCUACGACUGCAUCACGAAGUUGAGGUUUUUCGCAGCAGAGCGGUACGCGAUACACAGGCCACGUUGCAGACAAUGGAAAAAGAACGCACUGAAUAUCGUGCUGCGCUUUCUUGGAUGAAGUCGGCCAGCACGGAGUUAGAUCCGGAUACGGGAAAAGGGUUGGACAAAUUUCGUACAGCACAAACGCAUGUGCGUGCAGCCAAGCAUAAUUUCGAUAGCCUUUCAAUGGAUUCAAUACAGAAAAUUGAUUUGUUAGCUGCGGCCAGGUGCAAUAUGUAUUCACACGCAUUGGUUUCAUAUAUGAGCGAAUUGAAGGAGUUCGCACAGAAAACAUCAAGUACAUUUGAAACAAUUUCCAAGUCUUUGCUGCAAAAACCUAAAUAUGAUUUUUGUGUGCUCAAGGAGCUAACUCAAAAUGAAGGUCUUGCCGAUGAUGAAAAAAUCGACGACAUUGUGGCGUUGGAUAAAGAUCAGUCGCUGUUCUUUGAGAGUGAAUAUAGCGAUGAAAAGCAUAAACAAAGCGAAAAUAAAGAUGUGAAAACUGAUAUAUUGGAGACUGUUGCAGCGAAUGAUAACACUCUGAUUGAAUUGACGCCAAAUGUUGAUGAUGAACUUAUAAUACCAUCCGAGCCAAUUGACCAAAGCAAUACAGCUACGAACCAAAGUAUUUGGUCUGGCCUAUGGCCACUUGGUCAGAUCGGGAAUAAUAAUAAUAACGUCAAACCAAAUACCAUGAAUUCACCAGCUCAAAAUAUGAAUACAACAGAAAAGACCACCUCUGAAACUCUAGCUAAAACAACGAAGUCUACUAAUUGGAUGGAUCUUUUUGCAGAGUUAGAUCCUUUAGCUAAUCCCGAGGCAUUUGAUUUGAAACUCAGUGGGGGCCGUGUAAAUGCACAACAAAUAUAAAUUGUUUUGAAACACAUAUUUUGUAUUGCACAUAAAACUUCAUUUGUGCAUUGCCAAUAGAUAGCAAUGAUUGAAAUUGUUUUUAAUGUAAUUUGAGACUCUAAUGAAAAUAUCUUUUUUUACAGAAAAAAUUCAUCUUAGAUAUAAGCCUUCUUCUUUGGUAUUAUUUUAUCGCGGAAAAGUGUACUUUUCAUUUAAGGGGUUAUACGCAGUUAUGACUUUCAAAAAAAUCGAUUUUUUUUUAUUGCAUUUUUGUAAUGCACAUAUAUUCAAAAGUAUACGCACGAAAUGUGAAGUAGAUCUAAGCAAUACUUUCGCAGUUAUACCUAAAUAGGCACGUUUUAAGGUAGGUAUUGAAACUUUAAACGUGUUUUUUUCAAAACGGCAUUUUUCAAGUCGGUGUACACGAUAUCUCGAAAACGGCUUGUUUGAUUGGUCAACCGUUUUAACUCAAUCUUUAAAGAUACAUUUUCUAGUAAUUAAUCGUUCCUUUUGUAAAUCUGAUACUUAUUUUCCAUUUUAUAAUCAAUUUACGGCCAAAUUUUAACGUAAAAAUCGAAAUCAUUUCUUUUAAAAGCUGCCAUUUUGUGAAAAUUCACUAUUUUGAUUAGCCGAACGAUUAAUUACUAGAUAAUCUAAUAUAUUAACAAAAUUUUUUCGAUUUCAGAUAAUCCAAUCCUGAGUUACGAUGUACACCGUAAAUCGUCUUUUUUUAAAGGAGGUUCCAGAAAUCGCCUGCAGCGCGCUCUAUAAUCAACAUUUUCAUAAAUAAAAAAUUUUGUUACGUUCUUGAAGGAUGCUUUUAUAACCGCCAAAAAUUUUCAAAUUAAAAUAUUCUGAAGUUUCUUCAGGAUAAAUCCUUGACAACCCGUCUUUUAUUUGCUUCAUAACUGCGUAUAACCCCUUAAUGUUUCGGAACUUCUCCAAUUACUUAUUUCAAUCAAACCCUAACAAAUACUUACGUAUGAG